UUGUGUAACGGAGUUGAAAUUGCUAUGGCGACUAAACAUAAACUCUUUGGAGGAAGAAGAACAAGCUCUAUGUACACUAACCUUACAGGAUGACUCAUAAGACUACUUUGUAAACUGACUCUUCCCGCUGUACCCUCGCGCACCGCGCUUUUUGAUUUUGAAAUAAAGAGGCUUGUGAUUCCCACUGUGUUCUCUCUUGGUGUGAAGUCCUCGUUUAACAUUGUGUGCUGUGCUGUUUUUCAGAUCUGUACCGCUGUUCUCUAACUGCUGAUUCCACGUGUUACAAGUGGUGAUGGAGGUGUUCACUAAAAAACGCGAUGAAAACCUGAACGAACCGCCGGUGAUUCCAGUCAAGCCAACUACUGGCUCAGCUCCCCGUCAACCGCCACUCCUGGAAAACUCGUCAGACUAUACAGUGUGGAAGUUCAAAGUUGUAGCAUAUCUUCGUAAAGUUCCAGCUUCGGAACAAUUCGAUUAUCUGGUGUCCUACCUCAGUGACGAAGCUACCAAAAGAGCUAUAGUUAACGGGUUUGCGGCGGACAAUACUCUCGCUCAGAACUGGAAGAUUCUCGAUGAUUGUUUUUCGACGCCGGUGGAUCCCCAACAAGCAGCCAUCCGAUUUUUGUCACGACAUCAAACACUCGGCGAGAAUCCAAUGGAUUAUUUUAAUUCUUUGCAACAGAUGGCUGUGCAAGCGUUUCCUUGUUUUGAUGCCACUGGAAGAGAUGAAUUGAUCAAGUCUCGGUUCGUGGAAGGGUUACUAUCCAGUUCCUUGAAGGAACACUGCCUACUAAACCCCCCAACAGACAUAAAUUCCUUAAAAAGAGUUACAUUCCGGUUCAUGGCAGCCGAGCAGCUUAAAAGCCCACUUGACAUGCACCAGCCAACUGCGAUGGCAGUAAUGCAGCCCACAAAAGCGAGUCGCCCACUGAACCCUCAACGCAUAUCUAACGUUACCCGGUCUUCCCACUGGAACAGCAGUCGAAGACAGUUCAAUCCCACUGAGAAGAAGUGGAGACCAACGAAUAGUUAUCAUGGUCGUCAAUCCGAAUGCCCGUACUGUCGAAGGUUUGGCAAAAACGCAAAGAAAUGUGGUCAUAAUCGUUUUGGUAACACAAGUAAGCCGUACAUUUUCCAUUUAUCUUCUUAUGCUAACCAUGUGCGUCCCAUCACCAUUAAGGCUAGAGUACAGGGUAUCGAUAUCGAAGUUUUAUUAGACACCGGAGCGUCAGUAUCCCUAAUUAAGAGCGAGUUUUUAUGAAGGUUUAAUCGUAAAGUCCAACAGACGCGACACCCAUCCACAUUACUCACAGCUAGCGGAGACCCAUUGAAAGUGAACUCUAAGGUAUGGUUGGACCUAAUGAUAGAUAGACAUUCGUUCCGUCAUGGGUUUUUAGUUUGUCCGACUUUGACUUGGGAUAUGAUACUCGGAGUCGACUUCAUGUUAGAACAUAAAGCUUGUAUAUUUAUGGACAGCUUGGAAGCUAAAUUUGGAGAGACUAAAAUACGCUUGCACCAUACUAACACGCCAUUUAAAGUUGUGUCAUAUGUGGGAAUCUCAGACCUGGUGCGACAAGUAAACGACAACCGAACACUAAAAGAGAAAGAUCGACAUGCAACGAUUGCCGUGCUUCAACAGUUUAGUUCGGUAUUCGAAGAGAGUAUUUCCGGCAAUCGCACGAGUACGGUGCAACACACCAUUUGCACGGGGGACCACAGACCACUUAGGCAACCGCCUCGUAGAGUGCCAGUACACUAUCAACCACAACUGGAUACGAUGAUAAAGGAUAUGCUUGACAAGAAUAUUAUAGUACCGUCAUCAUCCCCCUGGGCAUCACCUAUCGUCCUGGUUAAAAAGAAAGAUUCCUCUUUGCGUCUUUGCAUAGACUAUCGACGCCUUAACGCUAUAACUAAGCGUGACUCUUUUCCUCUUCCGAGAAUCGAUGCUAUAUUAGACGCUUUGAGUGGCGCAUGUUGGUUUUCAACGUUAGACCUAGCAUCAGGGUACUGGCAAGUGGAAGUCAGACCACAAGAUAGAAGGAAAACCGCAUUUGUAGUGCCCAAUGGGUUGUACGAAUUCCAAGUAAUGCCUUUCGGUCUAACGAAUGCCCCAGCUACCUUCCAAAGAUUAAUGCAAACAGUUUUACAAGAUAUAGUACCUCAUAAAUGUUUGAUUUAUCUCGAUGACAUUAUUGUGUAUGGUAGCACACCCGAGCAACAUAAUGCUAAUCUGAAAGCAGUUCUCCAUCGCCUUCAACAACACAACCUAAAAGUAAAACCGUCCAAAUGCCGUCUGCUGCAGAAAGAAGUAGUUUUCUUAGGACAUCGUAUCACUGCAGAUGGAGUAGGCACCGAUAAAGAAAAGACACGUGUCAUUGUUAAUUGGCCACAGCCCAAAUCACCUGAAGACGUUCGUAGCUUUCUUGGCCUAGCUUCUUACUACAGACGCUUUGUCCGUGAUUUUGCAUCGUUAGCAGCACCCUUACACCGUUUGACGCACAAAGGACGAAAAUUUUUAUGGACUACAGAAUGUCAACAGGCGUUCGAUGUUUUGAAGACACGACUGAGCUCUCCACCUAUAUUAGCCGUUCCGGAUACCUCAGUAAGCGGGGGAGAAUUUAUACUUGAUACGGACGCCAGUUCCUCCGCUGUUGGAGCAGUCCUAUCACAAGUGGCCCCAGAUGGGCAAGAAAGAGUCAUUGCGUACGCUAGCCGUCGACUGGAUAAGAGCGAAACAAGAUAUUCGACAACGCGUCGAGAGAUGUUAGCAUUAGUAAAAUUCUUACAACACUUCCGCCAUUAUUUACUAGGUAAACCUUUCCGUGUACGCACAGACCACCGUGCAUUACAAUGGCUCCGCUCCUUCCGCGAACCAGAGGGGCAAGUGGCACGCUGGCAAGAACGAUUACAAGAGUUCGAUUUCACGUGCGAGUACCGACCUGGAAGCCGACAUACAAACGCAGACGCUCUUUCCCGCAUACCUCAAACCGCAGGUACUGUUAAUUCAGUUCUUAGCACAGCCGUAGAGAUCGAUUGGCCUUCCCUGCAAGCAGCAGACCCAGACAUGCAGAUUAUAUAUCAAAGACAGUUGCAGGGAAACCAUAAACCAUCCAUGAAAGAGUUAAAGGAUCAAUCAUUAACAACUCGCCGUAUUUGCACUAAAUGGAGUAAUCUAAAAUUAUAUGGUGACACGUUGUUCUUAAUUAACGAAGCGAGACAACCUCUAUUGGUAGUACCACGGAUAAAAGUCGAGAGCAUUGUGGAGCAGGUGCACCGCGAACUAGGUCAUGCAGGAGAACGAAGAACGGAAUACGCGGUCCGCCAGCGCUUUUGGUGGCCAUCCAUGCAUGAAGAUGUAGUGCAAAUUUGCAAAAAUUGUAACACGUGCUACCGUUUCAAAUCGCCUCGACAGACAUCUCGUGCACCGUUAACUCCCAUGGUGACCACAGGACCACAUCAGCGGGUGGGCAUAGAUAUUAUGGGACCAUUAACAACAACAAAGAAAGGGAAUCGCUACAUACUGGUUAUGGUAAAUUACUUUACUAAAUGGUGCGAAGCAGUACCCCUUCCCCAGCAAGACGCUCUUACGGUCGCCCGAGCUUUCAUCGAUCAUUGGGUUUCCCGUUAUGGCGCUCCCUUCUCACUUCAUUCUGAUCAAGGUCCAGCCUUUGAAAGUCGCCUCAUCGCCGAGAUAUGCCAGCUUUUGGGAAUCAGGAAGACACGAACCACUGCGUAUCACCCAGAAGGUAACGGGCUUGUAGAAAGAACAAACAGAAGUAUUAAAGCCAUAUUGCAAGCGUUUGUGAGCACAUCGUCGCAGGAGUUAUGUGACGAUGACCUUCUUAAGUGUCUUUUAGCAUAUCGUACAUCCGUACAUGGCUCCACCGGGUUUUCACCCGCUAUUUUAUUAUUUGGACAUGAAUUACGUCUACCAGUGGAAAUACAGACGCCCCUGCUGCCCUGCGAAGAACAAGAGCAUGUACCGUACAUACGUACUCUCCGUAACCGCUUGGCUGAUGCAUACCGCUUGGUGAGCAGCAAUUUGCGCAAAGCUAGUGAACAUCAAAAGGACUUGUACGAUCGUCGGGUGCACGGACCAGUGUAUAAGGUCGGUGAUCGCGUUUGGCUACGUCGCCCCAUGGCAUCGUCAGGGAGUUGCAGUAAAUUUCACCAGCCAUGGCAAGGCCCCUUUGAAAUCGUCCUCAUCCGAUCCCCCACUACGUUCGUAUUACGUAACUUGCAACGACCCCAGGAUGACGUGAUGACUGUACACUAUAACCAAAUAAAACCAGAUAAGAUGACAGUCUCCUCGGAUACUCAGUUCGCCAAUCCACCGCCUGCCACUACGUUUUAUGAGGUACCAUCAGAAGGAGGGACAGCAUAUCCAUGUCCGAGACCAGGCACUGAGGACAGUGCCUAUUUAAGAGAGGGGGCGGUGUAACGGAGUUGAAAUUGCUAUGUAUGAUAUACUAAUGCAUUCUAUUUUCUUUCUGUUGCAGGGCGACUAAACAUAAACUCUUUGGAGGAAGAAGAACAAGCCCUAUGUACACUAACCUUACAGGAUGACUCAUAAGACUACUUUGUAAACUGACUCUUCCCGCUGUACCCUCGCGCACCGCGCUUUUUGAUUUUGAAAUAAAGAGGCUUGUGAUUCC
Schistosoma rodhaini is the source of this 4655-nucleotide messenger RNA. The record is from the annotation of a GenBank genome assembly. Lineage: Eukaryota; Metazoa; Platyhelminthes; Trematoda; Strigeidida; Schistosomatidae.